AUGCAAAUGGAAUCAUGGCGACAACGAGGAUAUGUCCCUGACUCGGACGAGGAAGAUGGCUUCGAUUCUUUAGAUACGAAGAAUGGCAAUGCCGAAAAUAGUCCCGUGGUCGAAAAUAUCGAAUAUAUCGACAACCCUUCAUCGUCACCGAAGGAAGGGGCGACGAGUGUGACGAAGGAACAACGCGAGCACGUUCGGGUUGAGAAUGGCUCUAUCACACUCUCAGAUACAGAGGAGGUCGCUCGUCGGCACACGAAUCGAGCAAGUCCCCACCUCAUAAAUGCUGCGCAUGACGAAAAUACACCAAACCCAAGAAGAGCGCGCAAGACUUACGGACUUCGAUCAUCGGCAACGAAAUCAACGAAUUACCGUAACAGCGAGCUGCACAUUACCAAUGCAUCCGUGAAUAAUACAGCCAGCAUAUACGACUUCCCAACGUCAUCACAGGAACAUGACAGGCCUCAAUCGAAGCCCUCGAGCCGCGAGUCUACCCCGAAACCCUUGAAGCCCACACGGCCGUCCCAAUCGCAAGAUGAAACCCCAAGCACUCGGAGCUCCUCGCCUGACGAGCUGGCGUUGACCCCUCAGCCAACUCGGAAGAAAAACACCGCGGCCAAGCGUGUCCAACCAAUAGAGGCGCCACCACUACCACCACCACUACCACCACAGGAGGCUUCGGAAGAUGACUCUCCAUUAUCUUCUCUACCAUCAUCCUUUGGCUCUCCGCCGGCCAAAGAUUCCACAGAGAUACACGCAGAUGGUAUGAUGGAGGUAGAAGCAGAAACGCCGAUAAAUAAGGAGGCAGAUCUACCGCAAGCAGUGCUCGUUGAACUAGAUGCCAACCCCGAUGAUGUCUUACCUCACCUUGAUAUCCCCGAUGAAGUAUUGCGAGAAUUACCGCAUGCCGCGCAAAGAACAUUUCGAAAGCGCAAUGCCAUCCAAAUGCACCCAUAUCAUCUGGAACAGCUCAAAUUUGCGCAGCAACUACAGGCGCGGGGCGUCAAGCCUUUUGGCCGACCGCCACAAGAAAGACAGCAGGUUACCGAUGAAAGUCAAGGGCAAGAUUCAUAUGAUCCCGAUGCACCUCCAUCAAGUCCUCCCUUGGAAGAGUAUCUUCCGCCGAUAAGACAUGAACGGCAUCGUGGCCCACAAUCUGCCACGCAAGGACGGGAACACCACGACUCAGAGCAUACUCGGUCAUCGCAAGCUCGUCUGGCAAAGCGCCAGAAGACAUCUCAUUCCGGGACUCCCAAAGAACGUCAUAAUCUACAUAAACCGUCUAAACCUCGUGGUGUUAGGGACAGAAAUACACCUACUAAAAAUCAAAACGGUGUCUCCAUCUAUGACUUGUCGUCUAGUCCCCCCCACGCAAGCCGUUUAUCGUCUACCUCAAGAACCCCUCGUGCCUCAGAAGGAGGGUUUCGGUUCCCUCGUGGGUGGUCGCCACCGGGAGAAAUUGCAAAGUCCGGGGCACAGGAAAUACAAGAAGCUGGCCAGGUUCAAUCAGCUGGUGCGGGUACAGAUGACGAGGAGGAAGUACAGUCCAUCUCGUCCAACAGCCAGAGUGAUCAAGAAGAAACCAAGUCAGAUGCCGAAGAACGUGAAAUUCGACGAUUCCAACGAAUGAUCCGUGGAGCGCUCCCUGCAUCACAUGCUCGGCUGAAUCAGAAGAAUGAUAACGAAAAAUCCUUGAAAUUAGACCGCCAUGCUUCUUCGCAACGACCGGAUGGAAAGGGUGUUGCGCGGAAGCUCAUUCGAAGGGGUGAUCGCUCAAAGCAACCAGCAACGCAACAGGCAAGAGGCUUGUUUGAUCUUGGAGAUUCCGAUUCGGACGACGAGGACAAUCGAAAUGAUGCUCUAGGAAAUGCCUCUGUAGCCAAUGAAUCCAGCCAGAUGUUGACUGGCACUCUUAGCCUCGAAGAUCCCUUCGCGCUGGAAGGGGGUGAUAUCUCCGAGGAUAACCGCAUCGACUACAUGUCUGCACCUGUUCCGCGCAACCCAACAGGUUCUCGGCACAAAAGGAACAGUUUAAAAAGGCCAAAAUCGAAACAAAGUUUGCCCAAUGGGGAAAGACAGCCGAAGAGACCUCGUCAAACCCGAAUGACCGAUGCCUCGUAUGGAGCACGAAGGACCAAGAAACCCUCUGCCGUCCAGCGACCAAGAAUAGGAAUACUGGAUGCGCCAGAUGUUGCUACGAAGCCUCGCAAAGAGCAAUCGCGACUGCUCAGGGUAGCGACAAGACGACCACGCUCACGUAAAGAUGGAGGCAGGCAGAGCCCUACUCAGAAGUUCGUGAAAUUGGCCUCUAGGGAGGACACAGUGGAUGCAAAUGAGUCUUUGCGAGAUUGGAAAAGGGGAGCUAUUCGGCAAGCCAAGAUUAGCCCGCCACGUUCCAGAGCUCCCCAAAACCGGCAUUGGACAACGAAUCUUUCGAUUCUCAGUGCUCGAGCUAAAUCGAAUGCUAAAAACGGCCGGAUACCGAACCAAUUCCUCGAUGCAGAGGCAGACACUGGUGUUUCGAACACCAACACAGUGGAACCUGAACGGGUACAGGCACCACCCGAAUCUAGCGCAGUGUCAGUCCCACCGAACCAAACCCCAGCGGCCGUGUCCUCGUCGCGUCGAAAACUAGAGCAGCACGGUCACACAUGGGUUAUUCCUAGGAACGUGCCCAUAACAUCUUUGAAGAGGAACACCGUUAGGCCUGCGGCAACUAGUUUGGCAGGCCCUGGUAGAAGCCAGAAAAUGGUACCCGCCAUGUUCAACCAGUCAUUGUCUCUUCUUAAUCGACACUAUAAAAACCAGCGCACAUCUAAACCUUACAAGCCCAGCUUGACUUUGGAUCGAUAUGUCUCCGACAGUGGAUCAUUGAGUACUGGAGGCAAUUCCUCGCCCAUGAAUGCUUCUGUUGCUGCUGCCGCCGCUGCCGCCUCGGCUGAAGCAAGAACCCAAACGCCAACCCCCAAAGCCUCUAAUCCAGAUCCUGCUACCAUAGUCUCCGAUGACUUGGAACCUCCUAUCAUAACGCACAUUGGAGAUGUACGUCCUCCAUCUUUCGGUGUCGCCGGGCUUUUCAACUGGCAACGCUUCUAUCCGGUCGACUUCGGAGUACCAUCCCUACGUGACAACACAUUUUUCCAUGGAAGUACAUUCAUAGGAAGCGGGGAAUUUUCUCGUUCGUUGCAAAUCACAGGAAGGGACUUCGAUGGGGAUGCCGCUUCAUUCUCCAUUCAGCUCAGAGACGAGACAUUCCAAUGGAGUCGUUGGAACGAUACAGUAUCAUCAGAGAUCGGGCAGGUCUUUGAUGUGAUUAUCGAUAAUGUUGAGCGAAGUGCUGUCACCUCCCCAGAGACAGGCAUUACGGCUGCUCUAGGUGUGGCGUCGAGGUUAUACAGAUUGUUGAUCAAAUACAUCACGGAAAAUCUGGUUUUCACCGACCCAGUUGAUCGUACAGAGUUUGUCACCAGAGCGAUGGGGCUAGUCUGCCAGGUGAGAGACCCGCUGGCUGCCUUUCUGACUAGCGACGAAUACAACAAGAGCGGGCUCGUCAAGAUUGCAUGUUUCAACAUGGUUUUCUCGAACCAGAUCUACCAAGUUGCUUCUCACCGGCUCGUUAGCCCUGCCAUUGCAACCGAAGCUUUGGAUAUUGUCAAAAUAUCCGCUAAGGAUGUUGCAGGCUUGAUCGCGUCAAAAGUCGGUUCUUCUGAGUUCAAAACAUUGCUUAAGGAAAUCAAUCAGCCUGAACGCCGCGAGUCGGGGAUUCGCGAUGAGUAUCCUUCGGCGGAGGCUUAUGUCAUCACAAAACAUCUUUUACGCAGUUCAGAGAACUACAAGGGCUGCUUUGAAGAUAACCAGCUCGAGACUUUCAACAACAAAAUCAUUCGCAAUGAAAGGGAUGUGGGUAGCCUGGAGGCUGGAUGGCAUGACAUGUUUACGGUCUUGCCGCUCAACGAAAUAGAUCCGCUUGGGAUUGCACGCCCUGGUUACCAGUUGACAGCUGCCAAUGACAAUUGGAUAUUAGCCAAACGGCUUCUCGCCCCAGCCCUCGACCAUUUCGAGUCUAACUCUAAAGCACAACCCAUUUCAUACAACAUCUACUGUCGAACCUUGUUCCUCAGAUGUCAUCGGCUUAUCAAUUCUUGGGGUUGGAGAGAAUGCAAAGCUAUCCUGGAUACAUUAUUCGACUUCUUCGCUAAGAAUACCCUCCACAACUUGAAACUCGAAGAAGCUCGGGGCUCACCUUCAUUCCUUGACGAACUUGAUAACAAUCCUUCUCUGGAUGCCCGAGUGGGAGAACCGUGUUUCCACACAUUUCUCAAGAUCGUAGCAAGUGGUCUCCGCUUCUUGGCAAAGAGAUAUGACAAGAAAAAGAUUCGAAACUUUGCCUGGCGUCUUUUACCCAACCAUGGCCGUGUGUACCCGAAAGAACAGCCAUUGCAGCACGAAGACCUUGACGCACUAAGAAAUCAUCACGAUCUUCUCAGCACCCUGUACUGGGCUGUUCCUGAUGGGUGUCGCCCUCGACUGGAGACGAUACGCAAUCUGGUCCAUCCUGCCACUUCACAUCGUGAAGCGUGCAGCAUCAAUUUGCGGUCAUGGUCAAGGCUUGUUCGAUUCAAGCUUUCUACCGAUGAGGAGGUUUCGGGGCUCGAUCCGUUUGGAGACUGGUAUGGUUAUUUCGUUACAGAACUGCAGCAACAGCAUUCAUAUGCUCGCAAAGAGAUUGAGGCUCAAAAUACCGGCGACAAUCGGGUUUCUCAGCAGGUUGUUGAACGCACAAUCUCCCAGAACCAGCGGCAGGUGGAGACUUUGCUGAGCAAUGCGCUUAGCGGGCUGCGGAUUGCUGUACAGCUAGCUCCGACAAUGGAGCAUGCACGCAGGCUUGUUUUGAGGACUCCUUUCGAGUCUCUUCUUGCACUUUUCAACCCGAAGCUCCCGCGCGUGAAUGUCGUUGUAUCUGAGGCUCUGCAGGUCCUAGUGGCGUACACCCAGAAAGACGUUCCAGCUACAUCCACAUCGAGUGCUCCUGUGGCAGUGAAUACUGAUGAGGACAGCCAGGAGUUCGGUGACUGGGAUGCCAUUCAGGCUGUCUGGGACCAGCAAAGUUCCCCUGGUGAAGGUAUUGAACAUGUAGAGAAGGCUUUCCAUCCGAUUGUCUCUCGUCUUGUUUCCAACUGCUUUGGCGAGGACCACUGUCCCAAGGAUGCAAUCCUUCUCAACGUAGUGGAAUGCUGGACGUCAAUCGCUCAGGUUCUCAUUCGCCAUGGCCUCCGAAACUGGGACAAUUAUCUGAGCGAGUUCGGCGAUGAUUCAUGGACGCGGCUUCGACAGACAGUUCAGACAAGAAAGUUUGCACCGCUGUUUCUUGCGACAUGUAUUGAAAAGGACGCGCAGAUUGUUUCUGAUUGCCGAAUCCAAGUUAUGAGUAUGUGGAUGUCAUCAUUGGUCGAGCGUUCCUCGAUGUUGAAGUUCCAACAUCGUCUCACGGAGGCGCUAUUGAAUGGAAGUCCCACAGAUCCCUUGCUUGCCAAUCUUCCGUUCUCCAAGGAUAGGAAGAUUGGCCGGUAUACAAUCACAUUGGAGGAAAUUGGCUCUCGGCGCCUAUCUCUCCUCUCGAGCCUAUCGUCUAAUAUGCGUGAACAGCUCUAUGGUAUGGAACUUUCUGGGAAUCGGAACUUCUCCGUGACAAAACAGGAGUACUCCGAGAUGCUUCAUCGGGUGAUGACUUCCAUGAAAAGCAACUAUCAAGAGCUAGGGAAUGGAACAGCGCAGGCAGCUCAAGGAGAAUACGUUGAAUUCGUGCAACGCGUCAUCGGUUUCCUUCAGCAACAUACCAGCGAUAUCAAACCAAUCGAUCCCUUCUUUACGGACCCUGCUUCGUUCCCCUUGCCGUCUACCGACCCACGCUACAUUGUUGCGAAGCUCAAACGCUACGAGUCGAAGUUAUCUUCCAGCAAAGAGAUCCAGACCUUGACCGGGUUUGUCCAGAGCAUUUCCGAGCGUGCUGCCAUUGACGGCCAACAGAGCUACCUAGUUGAGCAAUUGCACACCUCGAUGAAACACACAUACGAGGCUGGGGACUACGACAAACCUACUCUCCGCGCCGUCCUCUUGCAAUGCGUGUUUCCAGCGUAUCUCGAAGCGACGCUUCCCAACCGCGCCGCCUGGAUCCUCAGCCGUCCCAUCAUCCAAACCAUCACACUGGAGUUCAAAAACCUGCUGUGUAACAUAGACACUCUGGAUCCAGCCUGUGUGUCUUCUGUGAUCGAUAUCAUUGAUGUUGUGUGCCGAGCCUCCUGUCAAGCACUGGGUGUAGUCGCCUCCCGUCGCCAUCGUCUGCAAAGUCCUACAACCUUAGUCAUGCUUGCCGCCUUCCUAGACAUGAUUUCCUCAGUGUUACCAGUGGUAGAUUACAUCGAUCGAGUCACUGGUGCAGGGAAGGGUAUUUUCACGUACAUCGAGUGGAUCCGCGAUUUCGCCAAAGCCGUGAGCAGAUGUCUACAGAGCACAGAUCCAGACAUAGACUUGUCGUCGAGCAGUGCCCGUGUCAUAUUCCCUGCUACACCGCCGUCCUCUGAUAGCAGGAAAACGGAACUCUUUAGUACGGCUAACAACCUCGCCUCGAAUGAUCUCCAGCUCUAUCUCAGAAAAUGGUCUUGUCAUCAGGACAAGUACUACUUUACUCGUCCCGGUCAUGAGUUACAGGAGAUCAAAGUCGAGCCUGAGAUUGCUGUUCUAGUGGCUAGUCAGAGUGAAGCGCAGAAGGUUUUCGAAGAUGCGGCGAGAGGUUUCGUUGAUCGUGCGACGGUUCUGGAGUUAUUGUCUUGA
This is a messenger RNA of Penicillium psychrosexuale, 6828 nucleotides long. RefSeq lists its product as uncharacterized. Gene Ontology annotation, cellular component: Cul8-RING ubiquitin ligase complex; nucleus. The transcript has 2 exons. Gene Ontology annotation, biological process: replication fork processing; double-strand break repair via homologous recombination. Bases 1 to 6828 code for a protein of 2275 amino acids. The record is from RefSeq and is a predicted model, not a curated record. NCBI's taxonomy places the organism in Eukaryota, Fungi, Ascomycota, Eurotiomycetes, Eurotiales, Aspergillaceae.